Angiostrongylus costaricensis is the source of this 4443-nucleotide messenger RNA. Lineage: Eukaryota; Metazoa; Nematoda; Chromadorea; Rhabditida; Metastrongylidae. The record is from the annotation of a GenBank genome assembly.
AUGCUGCCGAUCAAGCUACUGUUACUGGCAACAUGUGUAUGUGCAGCAACAUCAGAAAGGCAACGACGAAGACCAGGUGACGAAAUGGCAGGGAAGAGCUCGCUAACCUUCGUGUUUGACAUUACUGGCUCAAUGUUCGACGAUCUCGUGCAAGUUCGCGAAGGUGCGAGGAAAAUCUUCCAGACAGUAAUGCAGCAACGGGAAAAGCUAAUUUACAACUACAUCAUGGUUCCCUUCCAUGAUCCAUAUCUUGGUGAAGUAAUCAACACUACUGAUGCUGCUUAUUUCAUGCGACAACUUAACAAGGUGUACGUUCAUGGUGGUGGAGACUGUCCGGAGAAGACACUAACUGGGAUCCAGAAAGCUUUGGAGUUAUCAUUACCUUCAUCGUUUAUUUAUGUGUUCACCGAUGCUCGAUCAAAAGACUACGAGCUUGAGGACAUCGUUCUGAAUAUGAUUCAAGAAAAGCAAAGCUCAGUUGUAUUUGUCAUGACUGGUGAUUGUGGGAACAGAACUCAUCCCGGUUUUCGAGUUUAUGAGAAAAUUGCAGCUGCUUCGUUUGGACAGGUGUUCCAUCUGGAGAAGAGCGAUGUUUCUACUGUACUUGAGUACGUGCGACAUGCUGUGAAACAAAAGAAGGUGCAUAUUCUAUAUGAGGUUAGGGAACGUGGAGGAACAGUGAUACGAAACGUUCCCGUUGAUAAACACAUGACUGAACUAACAUUGUCGCUAUCAGGUGAUAAAGACGAUGAAGAUAUUCUGGAUAUUACACUCAAGGAUCCAUCAGGGCGAUCUGUAGACAAGAAUAUCUACAGCAAAGAAGGGGGAAAUAUUGAUCUCAAGAAUGUUAAGCUAAUUCGACUGAAGGAUCCAAAACCAGGAAUAUGGCAGGUAAUAACGAAGUCUCGGUUGAAACAUACGAUUAGAAUCUUUGGGCACGGAACUAUCGACUUUAAGUAUGGUUUCGGUACGAGGUUAUUAGAACGAAUCGAACUGGCGCAUCCUCGUCCUGUUUCCAAUCAAAACACCUAUCUUAUGGUAAAUAUGACAGGACUGAUCCCACCCGGCUCUGCAAGCGAGAUUGGAUUAAUGGAUUACUAUGGUAAUGUACUUUAUUCCAAUGUUGCCACAACACAUGUUGGGAAUCCGCAUAUGUUUUUCGCUGGUCCUUUCGUUCCUCCUAAAGGACUUUUCUUUGUCCGUGUUAAAGGCGUCGAUGAGGACAAAUACGAGUAUCAACGAAUCGCUCCAACAGCUAUAGGUUCUGUUGACGUUGGCGGACCGCGUGCUUACAUGAGUCCAACCACCACCGCAUUCGUCAACAUGGAUGCCAAUCUAACGUGCAUGAUUGAAAGUGCAUCUCCAUUCACAUUAUAUUGGAAGAAGGACGACCAACAUAUCGGCGGACCAUUCUUUUACCAGAUUACUGAUACUGCUAGAUGGACUUUGCCAGAAGUAACCCAUAGAGAUCGUGGCGAAUACUACUGCAUUGUUGUCAGCAGCAAUGGUAACCACACAGUAAAGACAUACUUGGAUGUACAAGAGUCACCUCCUUUGCUCAUUUCACCUACCGAAAUAUCUACACCAAUUGGCAAUCCGACGUUUCUUCACUGCCAGAGCCAAUCAUCCAGCAAAGUGGAAAUAAGAUGGCUACGUCACGGUGUAUCCAUACCUAAUAAUUUUAACAAUUUGGUGUACCCCAAUGGAACUCUUCGAAUUCACCAAACAUCUCAGGCCGACGCUGGAGCUUAUGAGUGUCAAGCGAGGAACUUGGGUGGCAUGACGAGUCAAACAAUUCAACUAAAGGUUCUUGAGUUACCUAAAGCUUCUAUAUCACCAAGUAUUCUCUAUUUUGUGCCGCAUACCUCGUUUAACCUUUCGUGUUACGUUGAUGGGGAUCCGCGACCACAACCUUACUGGUUCUACAAUGGUCGUGAAAUCCAACCCGACCACAAGUACUACAUUACGUUCAAAAACGAUCUUAUCGUGCGCGAUCCUUCACCAAACGAUUUCGGUGUCUAUGAAUGUCGUGCCGUUUCCGCUGCUGGUUCUCAUUCCGACUCUGCUACUGUUUACCUUGGCGCUAUGCCGAGCAUCGUACCGUCUCCGGAGACCGUCCGAGUGAAUAUCGAGAGACAGGCCACAUUGCAAUGCAGAGCUGUUGGGCAUCCAUCACCAGCAAUCAGCUGGCAGCGCGACGGUGUACCGCUGGAAAUCGUCGGCAAUUCCCGUUAUACCGUCCUACCUGAUGGCAACCUGCUAAUUACAAAUGCACAAGUAGAAGAUCAGACUAGGUUCACCUGUAUUGCAAAGAACGAAUUCGGUCAGCAAGCGAAAACAAUAAUGGUGAUGAUCACGGGCUUAGUUUCUCCCGUACUUGGCCAUGUACCGCCGGAGGAACAGCUCAUCGAAGGUGAAGAUCUCCAUCUUUCGUGUGUCGUUGUACUCGGAACACCAAAACCUGAUAUCAUAUGGUUCAAAGACGGUGUUCCACUCGAAUCUAGCUCGUCGGUUAUCAUCGAAGGUGGAGGAUCAUCCCUUCUUCUACGUAAUGGAAAUUCCGCGAAUGAGGGCAAAUACACAUGCGCUGCAAUUUCUCCUGCAGGCAAUGCUACUCUGAAUGUGAAUGUACAACUAAUCAAGAAGCCAGAGUUCGUUCUGGAUGAACGCGCGGAGUCAGCAGAAUUGAGUAUUCGCGAAGGACAAAGCAUGGAAUUGCCUUGUCGUGUACGAGGUACUCCAACUCCAGCCGUAACAUGGAGUCUUGACGGAAGACCUAUCAGUAUCAAUUCAAAGGACUACACUAUUACGCAGGAAAACAGCCUCAUUAUUAUUAAUGCCGAUAAGAGUAGUGCAGGAACCUACACGUGCACAGCGAUGAAUCCAGCCGGCGAGAAUGAACAGUCGACAUAUGUGAGUGUUAUUGCCGCGCCAGUAAUCUCACCUGGUCAAAGUUCGUUCAAUUUGAUCCACGGUACCUCAGUGACGAUUCCAUGCGACGUGUACAUGGAGCCAAUGCCAGAAAUUAAAUGGUAUUUAAACGGUGAACCUUUUGAAGACGGCUAUGUUGACGAAAACGGAGCGUUGACCAUUGACAAUGUUGAAGAGAUUCAUCGAGGUCAACUGAAGUGUGUGGCUUCAAAUGAUGCUGGAGAAGACGAACGUGUUGUGACACUUACUGUCCAUACGGCUCCAAUAAUAGACGGCAGCGGACAGGCAAGUACCAUUAGUAAAAUUGUACUUGUAAACGAAACGGUAUCGCUUCCUUGUCCGGCCCAUGCUAUUCCUCCACCGAUUCGUAUUUGGAGUUAUGAAGGGCAGAAUUUGGAAGAAACCUAUAUGCUUUAUGAGCAUGAAGUAGAUGGAGAAUUGAUUCUGCCUUCUGUGCAGCUUGAUAACACCGGUCACUACACUUGCCUUGUGUCAAACCUCGCUGGCGAUGACUCAAUCACUUACAGUCUUGAGGUAACACUGUCUUUUUCUUACGGUAAUAAAGUGCAUGAGAAGCCGAAGAUCGUUUCCGAAACACCAAGUACAAUUGAUGUUAUACUGGGCCUAACGCUCGAAAUUCCGUGCAAAGCACGUGGAACUCCAGAACCAGAACGAAUAUGGAAGAAAGAUGGUAUUCAGAUACGCGACGAUGUUUUGGAUACUGUCAACGUAGACUCUGCCGGGACACUACGAAUUAUGAACACGCAGACUAGCCAUAGUGGUCAGUAUACUUGCGAGGUAGGCAACGCUGUUGGAACUGCUAGUCAAGUUACAACUGUGGUUGUUCAAGAACCACCGGUGAUUUUACCCGCUACAAUGUCGAACUACACUUCCGUGGAGGGAGACUUGGUGGAGAUCCGUUGCUAUGUCAAGGCAAGCCCGCCGGCCGUAAUCCAGUGGUUAAGAAAGGGAGUUCCAAUCCACGAUUCCAUUCCUGGUGUUUCAGUAGACGGUGGCACCUUAGUCAUAGAAUCGGUGAGUAAGGAUGAUGCUGCGUUUUAUACAUGCCAAGUUUCUAAUCCAGCCGGGAAAGCCGAGAAGGUCAUCCGUCUCAGUGUUAUUGUUCCUCCGAAUAUUCCUGAUCAAGACAGGGUUUCACUUGAAUCCAUCAGAAUCCACCAACCGUUUAGUCUUUACUGUCCGGUAAUCAGCACUCCAUUACCGAAGGCUCAUACAACGAGUGCUGGCGUAUACAAAUGUGUUGCUCAUAAUUUGGCUGGUGAAAGCAGUAAAACAUUCGAUGUUGAGGUUAUUGUUCCACUUAACAUUGAUGAAAGCGAAUGGAAGCGAAAAGUAUCAGUGUUUGAGAAGUCGCGAAUAGAGCUAGGCUGUCCAGUAAGCGGCCAUCCUGAUCCUUCUGUUAAUUGGAUUGUUGGUGGAAGAAUUCUGAAUCCUGGUGACAAAGUGAGGGGAAUCAAGUUGUCUGAGAGCGGUAAUUUGGUAUGUCGGUGA